GGCAGGUACGUAUCAGUCUGGGACCUACCGGGUAUGCUUGUGCUACCAGACAGAUAGUUUAGAUGACUGACCAACAAGUUGGACAAGAUCAUCUGGGCUUGGCACUCAAGUCUCAAGUUCCUGGCUCUGGGCAAUGUGAAGCCAGUUUGAACAAUAGCCAAUCAAAACAAAAUAGGACAGACACUGGGAAUGGACAGCCUUCCUAUGUAGAUUUACAGCAGAAUGGAGCCCAGGCCAGAAAUGAAAGGGACAGAGUGCAAAGCUUAAGUAAUGGCAAAAAUAGAGAGCCUCAAAGUGAAGAACAUGAUGAAGCUUUAACUCAGGCUUCGUGUUUAAAUUUACAUCAGAAUGGAGCACAGACCAAAAAUGAAGGGGACAGAGUGCAAAAAUUUCAGAGGGCUGACCAACAAAAUGGUCUAUAUCAGCUGCACGCGGAACAAAAACCAGCUGCAGGUCAAAACAUUCCUGACUCUGAUCAAAAUGGAGCCGGUCUGGCCAUUGGGCUGUCAGAACAAACCGGGAAUGGACAGCCCUCUUAUGUAGAUAUCCAGUUGAAUGUAGGCCAGGCCAGAAAUGAAGGGAACAGAGUGCAAAGUACAAGUGCCAGUGAAAAUAAAGAGACUCAAAGGGAAGAAACUGUUGAAGCUGCAGCUCAGCCUGAUCACCCCUCUUAUGUUGAUAUCCAGUUGAAUGUAGGCCAGGCCAGAAAUGAAGAGGAGAGCGUGCAAAGUACAAGUGCCAGUGAAAAUAAAGAGACUCAAAGGGAAGAAACUGUUGAAGCUGCAGCUCAGCCUGAUCACCCCUCUUAUGUUGAUAUCCAGUUGAAUGUAGGCCAGGCCAGAAAUGAAGAGGAGAGAGUGCAAAGUUCAAGCGCCGGUGAAAAUAAAGAGACUCAAAGGGAAGAAACUGUUGAAGCUGCAGCUCAGCCUGAUCAGGUCUUGUAUUUUGAUAUACUGGAAGAUCAGAAUAAAGCACAGACCAGAAAUGAAGGGGACAGACUGCAAAAAUUUCAGAUGGCUGACCAGCAAAAUGGUCUAUAUCAGCUGCACUUGGCACAAAAACCAGCUACAGGUCAAAGCAUUCCUGACUCUGAUCAAAAUGCAGCCGGUCUGACCAAUGGCCAGUCAGAACAUACAGGAAAUGGACAGGUAACAUUUUUUAAGUGACUUAACUAGGGUUAUUGGGUCAAACAAACUGCCCUUUUUGAGAGAAAGGUAUGCUCUUGGUAAAAUUUGAGCUUAAGGAGACAACUUAUGGAUACCGAACAGACCACGCAAUGAUACACCUGAAACUCACUCUCUCUGAGCAGAAAAAAGGGAGAGGUUUCUGGAAAAUGAACAACAGCCUUCUAAAAGAUUUUGAGUAUAUGAGAGGAGUAAAGAAAAUAAUAGAGGAUCUUAAAUAUCAAUAUUGUGCCAGUCCAUAUAACAAAGCAGAGUUAUGUAAAAUUAGUGACAAUGAUCUGGACUUCUUGUGGAUGAGCAAGCAUUUUUUGAACAGAUAUUAUUACAGGUUAGAGGCUAUACAAUUGCUUACAGUUCAGCAAAGAAAAAGGAGAAAAUAUAAGAAUGAAGACCCUGGCUGAAAAAAAUUAAGAAAUUAUAUUCCAUGUAUACAGAUAACCC
Molecule: messenger RNA, 1625 nt
Organism: Lingula anatina
Lineage: Eukaryota; Metazoa; Brachiopoda; Lingulata; Lingulida; Lingulidae
Source: RefSeq, a predicted model, not a curated record